AUGUCGGUCAAGCUUGAGAGCUCUGAUGAACAGGUGUUCGAGGUCCCCAGGGAGAUCGCCGAGAUGAGCGUCACCGUCAAGCACAUGCUUGAUGACGUUGAUGCUGACAGCGACGCCCCCAUUCCCCUCCCCAACGUCACUGGCAAGAUCCUCGCCAAGGUUAUCGAGUGGGCCAAGUACCACCACGCCAACCCUGACGCGCCUUCGGAUGAGAAGAAGGACGAGAAGAGGACCGACGACAUCAUCCCGUGGGACAAGGAGUUCUGCGAGGUCGACCAGCCCACCCUCUUCGAGCUCAUCCUCGCCGCUAACUACCUCGACAUCAAGCCCCUCCUCGAUCUUACCUGCAAGACCGUGGCCAACAUGAUCAAGGGCAAGUCGCCCGAGGACAUCAGGAAGACCUUCAACAUCAAGAACGACUUCACCCCCGAGGAGGAGGAGCAGAUCCGCAAGGAGAACGAGUGGUGCAUGGACUUGUAA
Molecule: messenger RNA, 480 nt
Organism: Acanthamoeba castellanii str. Neff
Lineage: Eukaryota; Discosea; Longamoebia; Acanthamoebidae
Product: Sphase kinase-associated protein, putative
Exons: 2
Coding region: 1-480 (159 amino acids)
Biological process (GO): SCF-dependent proteasomal ubiquitin-dependent protein catabolic process
Cellular component (GO): nucleus; cytoplasm
Molecular function (GO): cullin family protein binding
Source: RefSeq, a predicted model, not a curated record